This is a messenger RNA of Rangifer tarandus platyrhynchus (Svalbard reindeer), 312 nucleotides long. Lineage: Eukaryota; Metazoa; Chordata; Mammalia; Artiodactyla; Cervidae. The record is from the annotation of a GenBank genome assembly.
AUGUCACUCCGGUCCCAGGAGCCACCUGUGUCCUCGGAAACCGCAAUGCCUCUGCCCUUCCCCAUGCAGCUCAGUCCAGGUGGCCCCCAGAGGUCAGAGUGGGAGCCAAGAGGCUCAGGGGGUUCCGGCGGGCUCCUCCCUGCUCGCUGCCAGCCGGUGGCACUGCUGCUCCCACACCGGGUCAGUCCGUCUCCUCUGGGCUGCCCGUACCCAUUUGGGUGUCUGCUCCUGGGAUCCCCUUCCUUCACACACCUCUUUUGCAGAUGCAGAGUAUUUCAGGACCAGGCCCCUCCUGCCCAGCCUGGUUGGUGA